Molecule: messenger RNA, 1974 nt
Organism: Drepanopeziza brunnea f. sp. 'multigermtubi' MB_m1
Lineage: Eukaryota; Fungi; Ascomycota; Leotiomycetes; Helotiales; Drepanopezizaceae
Source: RefSeq, a predicted model, not a curated record
AUGGCGGUCUCUCAACCAAAGCCCAAGCCGCCUCCCAAGGCAAACACCACCACUCCGAAAGGAAAGAUGCAGAUGCAUCGAAGGUCUCGAACAGGCUGCUACACAUGCAGACUACGAAGAAAGAAGUGCGACGAAGGCACGCCAGCCUGCACAGCUUGCAAACACCUCGGCCUCUGCUGCGAGUACAAGCGGCCGAUAUGGUGGAGCAACAAUGACCAACGCCGCAAUCAUAAAGACAACAUCAAGGUGAUCAUCAAGUGCAAGAAGCUCACCGAGAAGACAACAUCAUCGGCGCCCAACCAAACCGUGACGCCGGCCCCAGAGACGCCGCCGGGACUGUCGCACUCCCUUCCCGCGUCGGCAACUUACUCGGACUCUCUGGAUCGAACGCGGUCAGCUUCCAUCGACUCCGUUUUUGAUUUCAACGCGCCUCCUCACAUCGUAGACUACACCGCGUACAACUCGCAUAUGCACUCAUCCCACUCACACUACGCCCCCAUGUACCCAGAAUACUCUCCGUACGAAAUCGACGUGAAGACCGAGAGACAAAUGUUCGUCAAUGAUAUUCCUACCCGCCGCGAAUCGACCAUCUCCACGUUCAGCACCUUCCAUCCCCCGCCACCCCCCGAGGCCAUGCUCCCAUCAUUCCCACUGGACAGCGAGUGGGAAGGCUCCUACGGUGACCGGAGAGGGUCCCUGGCCGAAGAAGCUCUGAACACUAAUCUGUUCGAUUUUUCGCACGGUCCCCCGUCCAGCAUCCGCCAAGUUGCCAUUGAGCUUGACGAGGGCGACCAGAGACUGCUGGACCACUUCAUUGUCGAUGUCCUGCCCACCGUCUUCCCCGUCCUCGAGACGAAUCAACAUGGCUCCGCGCGAACGGACUACGUCCUCCCUGCUCUCCAAGGCAACAAGUGCUACCUGCACUGCUGUUUGAGUAUUGCAGCGCAGCAUUGCAAAGCUACCAUGAACAUCCAGGGGGAGCAGAUCGACAACGACAUCAUGCGCCACCGCUACGCGACCAUCUCGGAGCUCUGCGAGGCUCUGAACCGGGACACCGACCAUUCGUCGAUCUUGGAAGCGACCCUCGGAAUGAUCUUCUUCCAGACCUCGGUUGGCCGGUACGACGAUUGCCUGCCCGAUAUCCCGUGGCAUCAACAUUUCCAAGCGGCCAUCUCGCUUGUGCAGAAACUCGAGCUGAACCGAAUGGUCUCCGAAUCGCACGAUCUCAUCCAGUUCAACAUGACCCUCACGUCCUGGAUCGACAUCCUGGGCUCGACCAUGCAAGGCCGUGCUCCAACUUUCGCACACACCUACCGCGAGAAGCACCUGUCGUCGACGAACUCAUCGCUUGGACUUCGGGAGCUCAUGGGCUGCGAGGAUCGCGUCAUGUACUUGAUUUCCGAGAUUGCCUGCUUGGAGGCCCUCAAGAAGGAUGGCAUGGACGACAUUCAGCUGUGCCAGCACGUGCAUGCACUCGGCGACCAGAUCGGGCUCACGGAGAUCGGUGACCCCGGGCCCAAGAUCCCAUACAACACCAACGGCGUCCUGAGCCCGAAGCAGCUGAGCAAGAACAUGACCGCCGCGUUCCGGAUCGCGGCACGGAUCUACCUGUGCAGCCUCGUCCCCGGCUUCACCCCCAGCCAAGCAAGCUGCGUCGGCCUCGUGUCGAAACUCACCCACGUGCUCGAGUUCAUCCCCUCGGGCCCACUCGGCUUCGACCGCAGUCUCGUCUGGGUCUACCUCAUCGGCGGCUCCGUCAGCACGGCCGACUCGCCCUUCCGCGCCUUCUUCGAGGAGCGCCUCCAAGGGCUCGGCGAGCUCGCGAGUAUCGGCAGCUUCGGCCGCGUGUCCUGCCUCCUGAAGACUGUCUGGGGCCACGUCGAUGGGCGCUUCAGUCCCGGUGGCGGAGAAGCGCACUACGUCUCCUGGCGAGACGUGAUGCAGAUGGAGGACUGGGAUUACUUGUUGAUCUAG